Messenger RNA from Eucalyptus grandis, 1338 nucleotides. RefSeq names its product clavaminate synthase-like protein At3g21360. The record is from RefSeq and is a predicted model, not a curated record. Gene Ontology annotation, molecular function: oxidoreductase activity. The transcript is spliced from 3 exons. Bases 73 to 1041 code for a protein of 322 amino acids. Lineage: Eukaryota; Viridiplantae; Streptophyta; Magnoliopsida; Myrtales; Myrtaceae.
AGGAGUUCAACCCGAGAGAGAGAGACAGAGAGAGAGAUUUUGAGUGCAAUAGCAUACCAAAUCUUUACGGCAAUGGAAUCCUCCACCGGCAAGGACUUCAAGAUCGGCGAGUGCCAAGGCCAGAAGGUGGUCGACGGCGAGGUGAUGCCCCUCGUCCUACUCCCGCCGGAGCCCGCCAAAGCUGACACCGAGUCCCUUGUCGCAACUCUGAAGAAGAACCCGGAAUGGUUCGAACAGAUGAUCAUCAAGAACAGCGCAGUUCUGCUCCGCGGCUUCGACGUGAAGAACGCCGAGGACUUCAACGAGAUCGUCGAGGCUUGCGGGUGGGAGGACAUGCGCUACUUCGGGCCCGCGCCGAGGACUAACAUCUACAAGCGGGUUUGGACAGCGAACGAGGGCCCGCUGUCGGAGUUCUUAUUCUACCACCAUGAGAUGAUUCUGUUCAAGGAAAACCCCAAGAAGGUGAUACUAUUCUGCGAAGUGCCGCCACCGGAGGGCGGGGAGACACCAUUUGUGCCAAGCUUCCGGGUGACGGAGCGGAUGCUAGAGGAGUUCCCGAAGGAAGUGGAGGAAAUGGAGAAGAAGGGGCUGAUGUACACCUUCACAGCCUCGAGCACGAAUAACACUUCCUCCAUAAUAGGCCGCGGCUGGCAGGAUGCUUUCGGCACCCUUGACCCAGCCGAAGCUGAGAGAUGGGUUAAGGCCACGGGAAUGGACGUGGAAUGGCUGCCCGACGGUGGACUGAAGACGAUCAUCUGCCCACGAACCCUCACGAGGGUGUUCGAGGGGAGAAAAGGGAGGAGGAUGUGGUACAACGCGGUGGUGGGGAUGCACGGGAAGGAGAUCAGCUCGGCUACGAUGGCCGAUGGGACCGAGAUCCCGGACCACGUGGUGAAGCGAUGCGGCGAGAUCCUCGAGGAGGAGAGCAUCCAAUUCAAGUGGGAGAAGGGCGACGUCCUCUUCUUCGACAACAUGGCCUUGCUCCAUGGACGCAGGCCAUCGCUCCCGCCAAGGAAAGUGCUGGCGGCUACUUGCAAGUGAUUUGGUCCCGAGCCUAUCGUGUUUUCGAAAGCUCUGAAACAGGUUAUAUGGAGCCAAGAAGAAGUGGAAUAUGAAUAAACGUUGAUUUAGUUUUAAGCGUUAUCCCAUAUGUAAUCAUGGCAGCGAUCCGCCGCCACCGUGUCAGCGAGUUCCCAUGUUGUCGUUCCUCCUCUGCAACUCGGCGGGGGAGGUCGUGACGUCGGGCGGCCUCAAACCCAUGGUCAAGGACUGCCGACAUGAGGUCUUCUACUUAUAAGUGAAUUUUUACUUUAUGAAAUACCCCAUUGCUGGUCGCUU